Molecule: messenger RNA, 827 nt
Organism: Lagopus muta (rock ptarmigan)
Lineage: Eukaryota; Metazoa; Chordata; Aves; Galliformes; Phasianidae
Gene: HSBP1L1
Product: heat shock factor binding protein 1 like 1
Exons: 4
Coding region: 242-454 (70 amino acids)
Biological process (GO): cellular heat acclimation
Cellular component (GO): nucleus; cytosol
Molecular function (GO): transcription corepressor activity
Source: RefSeq, a predicted model, not a curated record
ACGCGACCGGCGCGCCCGUGCCAACUCCUCCCGCGCCGCCGUCCGUCGGCACGGCAGCCUCGCGACGGGCAGCGCACGGUCUCGAAUUGGCAGCGCUCCGGCGGGGAGCCGCUCGAUAUCGCGGCGACUGCCGUCCUCGGGCCGAGCCGCUCCCGCGGCAGCACCGGCUGGACUCGGCGUCCCGCCAGACGGUGCGGCUUCCGUCCUUCGCCGCCUCGCGACCCACCUGAACGCAGCGCCGAUGGCGGCCGGGGAGGCGCCGGGCGCGGAGCGCCUUUCGCAGCUGGCGGAAAAUCUGCUGUAUCGGCUGCAGGAGAAUUUUCAAGCUCUGACGGAAAGGAUAACGCUGAGAAUGGAAGAAAUGGGUGAGCGCAUCAGUGACCUUGAGAAGCACGUUGCUGACCUAAUGGCAGAGGCUGGAAUAGAGAACACUGAUGAUGGAUUGAGACACUGAAAUAAGCAUGUGAGCGAGAAAGAUAAGGGGAGAACAGCUCUGCACUGACUCUGCAGCGUGUCAUCGCUUACAGUCAGCGUCUCUGCUCACAAAAACCAUCAGUGAAAACAAAUACACUUGCAUCACCUCGUGAUAGAAUCUCCAUUUUUCUUUUCCUUUGAAUUAUUGUCCCAGGAAAGGAGUAGAAAGCUAGGUUUAUUCGUGUGAAUGGGACACUAUUUCCUAUAAUUGGGAAUAAACCAUUAGUCUCAGGGGAGGAAAAAAAUACGGAUAAAAAACUGUCCGAUACAGUGAUGAGCUUACCUAGUCACAAACUUUUUCAAUGUAACAAGUGUAUUUCAUAUUACUGACAUUAAAAUUUCCAUCACACUUC